Adineta steineri is the source of this 2463-nucleotide messenger RNA. The record is from the annotation of a GenBank genome assembly. NCBI's taxonomy places the organism in Eukaryota, Metazoa, Rotifera, Eurotatoria, Adinetida, Adinetidae.
AUGAAAGUAGUAUAUUUAUUAUAUUAUUUGAUCGUUCAAACAACGAUUAGUUAUGGUUCUAAUGAUUAUUUGGGUUGUUUUAUUGAUCAAAUUGGUAGUCGAGAUUUGAAUAUAUUUAUUGGUGAUUAUGAACAAUUAACACCAAAACAAUGUAUUCUUAUAUGUCAUGAACAAAAUUUUUCCUAUGCAGCUAUACAAUAUGGUAGUGAAUGUCGUUGUGAUGAUCAAUAUGGAAAAUAUGGUCAAGUAUCAGAUGAUGAAUGUGAUCAUUUUUGUUUAACAUCAGAAAAAUGUGGUGGGAAUAAACGAAAUAGUGUUUAUAAUGUGAUUAAUUCAUUAGAUGAAUAUAAAACAGCCUCUACUUGUCAGAAUAAUUUAAUUGGUUAUCAAGGAUGUUUUAAUAGUGAAGUAUUGAACAUUAAAAUGGAUGAUGUUAAUUCACUUAAAGAAUGUAUUAAACAAUGUUCUGUGAAAUAUAAUUAUGCAGGAAUUAUGGAUGGUAAUUUAUGUUAUUGUGGAGAUGAAUUAAAUACGGCAUCAUUAAAUUCAAUUCUAUGCAAUAGACAAUGUAGUCAAAGUUCAAACGAUAUGAAUACAGAUUGUUGUGGUGGUCCCAAUACAUUUAGUGUUUAUAAUAUGAAGAAUUAUCAAUUAUCUGUCAUGAACGAUCAGUUUGAUACAAUUAUACGAGCGGAAAAUGACACCUCUCAUACAACAUAUACUAGUUCAAUAGCAACGACUGAAACUUUAACUUCAUUACAUACUGUAACAGUACCUACAAGCUCUUCAUUACAUUCGCAAAUUACAAGUAGUUCAAGUACAAAUAUUAAUCAAACAGCUUUAUUCACUACUACUAUUACUACUAGUAUGAAUAACACAUCCAAUUCAGGAUAUUCAUCAACAAAUAUUCUUGAAACUCUAUUAACCUCUUCUCAUAUAAGCACAAGCACUGCUUCAACAUUGUUAGUAAGCAAUACAAUUGCUACUAGCACUAAUUCAAUACAUAUUUCACAAUCUUCUACUAACUCUGGAUCGAAAACUGAUAUUUCUUCAACAUUCCAUACAGAUACAUCGUAUCAAACAAGUACUGACAUUAUUUCAAGUCAAACAUCUUCACAUAUAAACACUAUAACUUCCACUAAUCCUACCAAUUCCAUGUCACUUAGUAGUUCAAUAACAUUAACUUCCAUACAUACCGAUACUACUCAACAUAUUACUCCAUCUCAUAACUCUGAAAUCAGUUCAACUGGUUCAACACCCUUAUUUCCAACAUCAAUAAUUUCAAUGGUAUCAUCAUCUUCUGUUUCCUCGAAUAGUAUAACAUCUAAUAAUCUAUCCAUUUUUUCAACAAUGAUCACUACAGAAUCUCAAAGAACUUCACCUAUAAUAUCAACAUAUUCUAGUCAAAUCACAACGACUGUUGUAACUGAACUAAAAAGUUCAGAACAAUCGAUUGUGAAUACUUUAUUUCCCUCCACUAAUACACUUCCGAGUAGUUCUACAAAUGUAAACACACAAACAACAAUGACUUCUUUUUCUACAGGCAUAACAAAUACAACUACUUCUACUAUCCAAACAACAACAGCAACGACAGUAGCAUUACCAUAUGUAAUAUCUACAGUUUUUAUGGUACCAGUAAGUCAAACAUUUAAUCCAAAUGAUAUUAAUACUCGCGAAUCAAUUCGUCAAAAAUUUGUUCAAAUCAUUAAUUUCGCUUUUUAUUGUGCAUCGCAUCCAUCUUCUUCUAAUUGUACACAAACUAGAAUACGUAUGAAACGUCAAUCAUGUUCAGAUGGUUAUGAUGUUAAUCUUGUUUCAAAUAUAACUCAAAUUUCAAAUAAUAGUGUACCAAGACGAUAUCAAACGAAUUAUACUGUACUUGAUUCAUGCAAUUCAAAUCAAUUAGUUCCACCUAUUCAAGUUAAAGCAGCUACAGAUACAUUAUCACGAACACAAAUUAGUAAUAUACUUGGUUUUGACUAUGAUGGUGAUUUAAUCAAAAGUACGAGUAUUGACAAUCCAACAAAUCCAACGUCCGAUAAAAAAUUAUGGAUUAUUGGUGCUGUUCUUGGACCAGUUGCUUUUACUCUAUUACUUAUCUUUAUAUUUUGUUAUCUUCAUUAUAAAUGUCGACCAAGACAAACAAAUCGACCAUUAGGAAAACCUCUUCAUAAUGUGCCAUUAUCAGCUCGAUCAACGAAUAAUGCAACGAUAUCAAACGGUGUAAUAAAUCCGAAGGCAUCAACUGAAAAAAAUAUUCAUUCAUUAACUCAAAAUAAUCCAUUAGUUGGUGCUAAUACAUCUUUCCAUCGUUUAACAUCUGCUGAAUCUGACGACAGUCUAACUCAUCUUCCACAAUAUCCAAUAUCGAAUGAUAUACCAAUGAAUGAAAUACGUCAUCAAAAUGAUGCUGAACGUUGGCGAAAUAAACUUCGUUUAGACGAAAAAUUUCAAGUAAAUUAA